UUAUAAACAAAAAAAUCCAAAUCCCUUACCCAACAAAACCGUCUAACUUCAAUUUAUCACAAAUACAAUGGUCGUCUUCUAUCCAUCUAAACAAAAUCCCAUGGAUUCAACACCCUAAUGACCAUACCAUACUGUACUAGGACAUAGAGAGACGAAGUUCCAACCUAAUCAUGACUUCCCUCACUGUCUGCCUUUGCAAUCCGUCAUAUUACUAUGAUCCCAAAACCCUUUUAACUGUGAAGGAGGAUUCAACUUAUACAACCAAACCAAUGGUUUCGAGAUCACCAUAACACCACCACAAACAAAAGAUUAGACACCUGCAAAAGCAUACCCACAGAGAGAGAGAGAGAGAGGAGUUUGUUUGUGUGUGUGUGAGAGAGAGAGAGAGGGGUUUUUUUGUGGCUUUUGGCUUUACCGACUAUAGUUAAAGCCAAUAAAAAGCCCGUUUUUAAUUUCAUCAAAGGAAACGAGUUAAACGUAAACUUUUUUGUGGUUCUUUUCGGUUUUAAAAACUAAAAUAUUUAAAUCCGAAAAUUCAUUCUAUUUAAGAACUAAAGUCAGUUUUUACCGUGUCACUCUUUACUGAUCUCACACAAAGUAACGACCUGGCCAGGAGGGUUGUCCUUGAUCCUGCUCAUGGAGUUGAUCUGAUUGUUGGUUUCCAUUCAAAUGUUAUUGUUGUUGAUACUACUGAUAAGUCUGCCACCCUUUCUGGAUAUCCAUUUGGACCUACGCCUGUGGUGUUGGAACUUGUUUUUCAGGGAAAGGGAAGUUAGCAGUCCCAUUCAGGCCAUUGUUGGUACUCAUAUAUUCAGUCUUCCCAGGAGAAUGAUGAUUCAAAGAAUUACUGAGCCCAACAUCUCGUGCAGAUUGAGGUUGAUAUCCGUCCAACCAGUUAUAAUCAUCAACCAGCAGAUUACUGCCAGACAGAUCCGAACUAGAAAUAAACUCCUUAGCCACCUUAGAAGGGACCUGGUUAAACCCAGGCGGAGGCUCAAGAUGCCUAAUGGGUCUACUGAUUGGACUUUUUCUUGUUAGUGAUGUCUGAACACCCAUGGCAUCGGCAAUAAGCCCAGAAGAUGAAACAUCAUCGACUUUGGGUGGCAACACAGCUUCAGGCACCCGUGAUCUAUGGCACACUACCUAUACAAUUAACAUUGAAGGACUAUCGGAUCGAGAAUGAAUGCCCAUGAUAAUAGAAAAUUCCAUGAUUUUCUUGCAUCUCAUUUUUCAUAGCAUGGCCAUUACCCGUUAGAUUUAACCCCGUUAAGCUACCAGCAAGGAUGCAACUUCUUCUGGUAGCCACUCGCAAGCCUGUAACUGGGCUGGUGGAAGGUGAGUAUUCUGUGAUUGGGUAGGUUGAAGGUGAACAACCUGAGAUUGCGCAGAUUGUUGAUGCAUCGCUUGAGUUUGAUACAGUUGAAGAUGCAGAACCUGUGAUUGAGUAGGUUGAACAUGCCCUGGAAGGUUAGAACCAACAGCAGAUAUAGGUAACUGGAAACUCGUUGAUCACACGAGUCUUGUCGUAUUAACUUGCAUAUAAUUAUCAUGUUAUUCUCAUGCUUUCAUGCUUUCAUAUUUAGAUUAGGAAUAUUUUGCUUUGUUUUUUGUGUUUCAUGUUUUGUAGGUGACAAAAAUUAUUUCGGAAACAUUUGGCACAAAUAGAAUAAAAAUGGAGCAAACUCGGUUUCAUGGGCAGUUUUGACCGUUUGGAAGAAUUUGACUAUAACUUUCUUAUCUGAAGUCCAAAUGACGUGAUUCCAAUUUUAAAAGAUUACCAACUCAUUGUAGUUAUGAUCUGGAAAAGUUGAGAUCAAAAAGAGAAAGCAUGAAUCGGGGUCGAAAGUUGCAAGUCACGUUUCGGAUCCAGAAAAGCAAAAUGCGAAUGGUGUACUAUUUCCUCCAUAACUUUCGAUUGGGAGCUCGAUUGCUUCGCCAUUUAUUUCACAGUAAACUAGACAUCAAGAGCUUUCCAUAGACACCAAGAUCGUAAUUUGUGGUGGAGAUUUGGUCCUUCAUCGAGCAGUUACAAUCUGAGCAAAAUUCUGGUUGCUGACGUUAUGGCUUACAUCAUGGAGACAACUCAUCUAACACGCCACUACGAAUUUCAUCAUUUCCAUCCACUUUUGCCUUUCAGAAACUCCUAUAAAUAGAUUCUUAAUCUGAUCUCAUUCAACACACAACAACAAGAAACAAAAAAACAAAGAGUAGAAGAAGAUUUGGAGGUUUGGAGCAUGAAGAACAAGUCUUGAAGAGAAGCUUUCUCUUUCUCUUCUCUCUAUCUUUAUGUUUUUAUGUUUUCUAUCAUUUGAUGAUGUCUCUUGAUGUCGCUUAAGCAAACUCGUUCGGUGAAAGAAUACUUGCAGGAGUAUGAAGAAUUAGUGUCGCAGUUGACAUAUCUUCCAGAUCAUUUUCUGGAGAGCGCUUUUAAGAAUGGAUUGAAACCUGAAAUUCGUGAUAUGAUACGAGUUUUCGAGCCUCAAGGAAUCGACAAUAUUAUUUCAAUGUCUUUGCGGCUGGAGGGUUGUCGGUUGUGGUCAACCGGUUUGGGAGUGGAGUCAGGUGAUCCUAAUAACUCAUCUGGUUGCCACCAAAGGAAUUCAGGGAAUAGGCAGGACAAUAUCAAAGCGGCAGUAACAGGAAAUGGUUUGCAGCAGGGCUCUGAUGAGUUGCCACAUUCAGAGAAAGGAAGUUCUUCUCGUCGAUUAACGGAAGCGGAAAUUGACGAAAAUAGAAGGAGAGGUCUCUGUUUUCGUUGCGAUGAGAAAUCUUAUGUUGAGCACCGUUGUAAGAAUAAAGGGUUACGGGUCAUUUUGGUUGAGGAGGUGGGAGAGUUAUUGUUGGAAGAGGAUGAAUUACACUGUCAGCCCUUAGUUCCUCCAUUGGAGAUGCAUGACAGAGCUGAUUCAUCGAUUAAUUCAGCCAUAGGCCUCACGUCCCCAAAAACUUUCAAGAUGAAGGGAUGUAUUGGGGAUCAGGAGGUGGUGGUGAUGAUAAACAGCGGGGCUACACAUAAUUUUUUGUCGGUGGAGGUAAUUUGUAGAGCAGUGGUGUUAAAGCUGCAGAAUCUGGAAAUUGUGGCGGAUUUCUUACCUCUGGAGUUGGGUAAUGCCGACGUUAUCUUGGGAGUGCAGUGGUUAAGGACAUUGAGAGAAAUACAAAUGGAUUUUGAGUGUCUUGAGAUGAAGUUUGGUAUUGGUAAUGGGGAAACGAUGGUGACCGUUAAAGGCGAUCCUAAUUUGCAUACCUCACUGGUUUCGUCCAAAUCAUCGAUGAAACCUGUGCAGCAAGGGGAGCAGAGUUUUCGGGUGGAGUUGGGGGCAUUAACGGGGUGCGGAGUUUUCGGGUGGAGUUGGGGGCAUUAACGGGGUGCGGAGUGGGUCAGCAGCCACUUCAGAAGCGCUGAAGAUUGCGGAAAGAUAAGCAACUGCAAGUCUAUGUGCUAAGGAAUAGUCAGGAGUUGGGUGAAGAGAAGUGGAGACUGUGCGUCAGAAUCUGUAUUGGAGCCAGUAUUAGAGUCUGUAUUGGUUUGUCGGUAAUAGUUUGUUCUGGGGCGAGGGAAGAGAGUGGGAACUCUCUGUAAUCAAAUUCUCCAACUUGUUCUUCUUUUACCGAUCAACGUAGUCUGAAUC
Molecule: messenger RNA, 3632 nt
Organism: Tarenaya hassleriana
Lineage: Eukaryota; Viridiplantae; Streptophyta; Magnoliopsida; Brassicales; Cleomaceae
Exons: 1
Coding region: 2325-3365 (346 amino acids)
Source: RefSeq, a predicted model, not a curated record